Messenger RNA from Girardinichthys multiradiatus, 984 nucleotides. It is a transcript of the gene or95a1, whose product is annotated as odorant receptor, family 95, subfamily A, member 1. Gene Ontology annotation, molecular function: G protein-coupled receptor activity. Lineage: Eukaryota; Metazoa; Chordata; Actinopteri; Cyprinodontiformes; Goodeidae. The transcript has a single exon. Gene Ontology annotation, biological process: G protein-coupled receptor signaling pathway. The record is from RefSeq and is a predicted model, not a curated record. Gene Ontology annotation, cellular component: membrane. The coding region runs from base 1 to 984 and encodes 327 amino acids.
AUGCAGAAUCGGACUGAGCAUUUUGUCAAUGUAACUUCCCCAAAUAGCUUCUCCGUGAUUAUCAAGGUGUGCGUGGUCAUCCCAUUGUUCUGCAUCUUCCUGUGCUGCAUUGCUGUCAUGCUGCAGAUCUUUGCCUCUCACAGGCAGUUUUUAGACACUUCACGUUAUGUCCUGUUUGCUCACAUGCUGAUCAAUGACACCCUGCAGAUUCUGUCCUCUGUGCUGCUCUUCCUCUGUGUGAUGGGUCAGGUGAAGUUUCCUCUUCUGUUCUGUGUCCCUCUGCUCUUUGUGUCUACUGGCACCUUUCAGAACACCACAUUUAUCCUGGCUGCAAUGUCUCUGGAGCGUUAUGUUGCCAUUUUCUAUCCCCUGCAUCGCCCGGCCUACUGGCACUCAGACCGUAUCUGGAUCAUUAUUCUGCCUCUGUGGUUGAUUAGCUUCAUGCUCCCCAUCAUUGAAUUUUUCAUUGGGAAACAAAAUCCCACAGUAGAUGUCCUCUCUUCCAAUAUGCUUUGCAAAGCAACUAUUAUUAACUCGUCCAAGAGUCAGGGCAUGUACCGGUUUGCUGUGAAUGUGCUUUUCUUUGCAGUGGUAGGUGUUAUCAUCCUCUUCACCUAUGUGAGGAUUUUGCUGGAAACCAGAAAGCUGCAGCAGAACAGAGCAUCAGUGAGCAAAGCAAUGAACACCGUGCUGCUGCAUGGCUUCCAGCUGCUGCUGUGCAUGCUUGCAUUCACUCACCCCAUCUCUGAAACUCUCACUGUGCUGAACACAAAUUGGCUGGCUGAGGACAUCGCCUUUUUUAAUUACUUCUGCUUCAUCCUGAUGCCUCGUUUUCUCAGCCCACUCAUUUACGGCUUCAGGGAUCAGAGUCUGAGGAAGCACAUUGGGAAAAGGUUCCUCUGCUGUUCAAAAGAAGACAAAUCCCUUUUAAAAUACCGAUUCAGAUUUCAAUCAAGUAUGAACUGUCUUUUGUGCAGGUCCUAA